Aspergillus versicolor CBS 583.65 is the source of this 1461-nucleotide messenger RNA. RefSeq lists its product as uncharacterized. The transcript has 14 exons. Gene Ontology annotation, biological process: transmembrane transport. Gene Ontology annotation, molecular function: transmembrane transporter activity. Lineage: Eukaryota; Fungi; Ascomycota; Eurotiomycetes; Eurotiales; Aspergillaceae. Gene Ontology annotation, cellular component: membrane. The record is from RefSeq and is a predicted model, not a curated record. Bases 1 to 1461 code for a protein of 486 amino acids.
AUGGCAGAUACAGCUACAAAUCAUAAAAAUGAUCCUACUGACAAGGCGCCCCAUGCCCUGGUCGACGCAGCAUCUGUUGACCAUGGAGUCGAUGGUGCUUCAGAUGGUAAAGUCGAUAUCAAAGAGGAAAGAGAGUUUCUUUGGAGACUUGAUUUAGGGCUUCUCACCAUCGGGUUCGUCGGAUACGUGUUCAAAUACAUCGAUCAAAUCAACAUUAAUAAUGCAUAUGUCUCGGGGAUGCAAGACGACUUGAAGCUUUACGGAAACGAACUGAAUUACUUCACGACCUAUUUCAAUAUUGGAUAUAUGAUCAUGCUCUUCCCAUCCUGCAUUCUGGUCUCCUACAUCGGGCCUUCCAUAUGGCUGCCUGCUUGCGAGGUUCUCUGGGGCGUAUUUACAUGUUGCCUGUCAGUGGUGACAAGUGCAGAGCAGGUCUACGGCCUUCGCUUUCUCAUCGGGUUCUUCGAAGGCGUCGCCUGGCCUGGCUACUAUACUAUCAUUAGCCAAUGGUACCUCCCUCAUGAGCUUGCUCUCCGCAUGAGUAUCUACAACAUUGCUCAACCAGUCGGCGCAAUGCUGUCCGGCGCCAUGCAAGGAGCCCUAUCUACGAACUUGAACGGCUCACUCGGUCGCGCGGGUUGGCGCUGGGCUUUUAUCAUUAAUGGAAUCUGCACCAUAUUCGUUGCGCUGCUGGCGUUUAUCAUUCUUCCUGGUUACCCAGAACGUCCCAAUCCACUAACAAAGUUCUAUCUCAAACCCCGGCACAUAGAUAUUGCUCUGGCGCGCGGAAGACGUGUUGGACGAAAGCCCCAGCGGGGAAUCACCCCUAAGUCCUUCUUUCGGACGUUUAAAAUAUGGUUUUACUGGGCUAUCGUCCUUUCCUGGCCGAUCGGAAGCAAUACCGUACCAAGUACCUACUUCAACUUGUGGCUAAAUUCGCUAACGAAUCCCGACGGGUCUGCUAAAUAUUCUGUGGCGAUGCUCAAUUAUCUACCCAUCGCCGGCCAGGCCAUCCAGCUCGUGGCCGAAGUUGUAUUCAGCGGACUCAGCGAUAAGUUUGGACGAUUUCCAUUCUUGCUUCUUCAUUCAACGAUUAACAUUACCUCCCUUGCCAUCCUGAUAGUCCGCCCCGAAAACGAACAGGCACAUAUGGCUGGAUAUUAUCUGAACUACGCAGGAGCUGUCUCCUUAAUGCUCCUCUGCUCGUGGGCCUCAACACACCUCCAGGACGAGCCAGAAGCACGCACAAUCAUGUUCGCCAGCGGCACAAUCAUCUCAUACGCACUCAACGCCUUUGUACCGAUCGCAGCGUUUCCAGCCUCCGAAGCGCCACAUUGGCGGAUUGGCGCGAAACUGUAUAUGGGGUUUGCGGUUGUGGCGCUCUUCAUGUUUGUCGGUACGUACUUUGGGUUUCGACGAGAUGACAAGAAGAGGGGGAAAGGGGCCCGCCAAGGGGAAUGA